AUGAGAAUGAAAUUAACACCACGAAAGUAUCAAAAUAAAAAUUAUGUGGUUUAAAAAUAAGGACUUAAACUACAGUUUCACACUCUAUAGAAAUUAAAUUAAAAAUUAUUUAGUUUUUAAUCAUUAAUUAUAAUUAAAUAAUGUCUGUAGUUUAUCAACCCGCACUUAUAAAAACUAAAUUAAAUUCUUUCAAAUUAAAAAAAUCUUGUGAACGGUUUAAGCUUCUUUUUUUAAGUAUACAUUAAAUUAAAGAAGGCCCACUGUAUUUCCCUAAACAAAUUUUCGGUAGCCCAUUUAAACUUGAUUAGCGCGCCAAACUUCUGAUCGACACUUGAGGUUGUCACAUGGAUUUUCCGCACCGAAUGUACUGAUUAGAGAUAAGUUAACCACGAAGGAGGUCUUAACUCCCACUCUGUUUGCCCCAUUUCCAUGGGCAAUUAAGUAGGCCAUGACAUGGAAACUGUAAUUGUAGUAAUCAACCAGGCAAGCCGAAUAAAGUUUACUGACCCCGCGCAUAGGAGAAGAAGAAUAGGUGGUGCAGCAGCCACGAUAGUAAAGAGAGAGCGAGGGAAAGGUGAAAGCGAAGGAGGUCGCAUAUCGAUUAAACACUCGGAAAGAGGAGGUGGGUGGGUGCGCUGGCAACACGUUUGAUUACCGCGUGUAAAUAACAACAACACGAACACUGCAAAAGUGGCAAGGACUCGUACGUUGUACGUUGUGCAACAAUCACAUUUUACAGAAGCCCCAUGGAAAACCCAAAAGUCGAUGAACAAAAGUCACCGGCUCCAAAAGGCCAGGCACCCGAGAAACCCAUUCGAAAGCGGCCUCAAGUCAAAAUCCAAGCCAGAACUCCAAAACCAACACCCACCGCCAUAAUCUGUGAAUUGACUCGUUUGAAAGCGCAGCAAAAAUAUCUUGAGUGCCAUCAGGUUAAGUUAAUCCCUAAUAAUUUUACACUCCAUGAUGACGAGGAUGCACUGGACUCCGAUCCAAAAUCAGGCGAUGAAAGAAUUGCUUUGGAAACCCCAGAAACUACUCGAAAUCCACGUCCGCCUAGCUCUUCCACUGCUGAAUUAAUUAGUCUGAUCAACGAAAUAGAGCAGGAGAAAGAAGAACUUAACGAAAAGUUGCAGCAAUAUCGCACCGCCAAGCGUGGGGAACUCAAGGACAUGUGGCACUUUGUGGCCACCAUAAAGGAGGACGUCUUCCGUCCAGAGCGUCUCAGCCAGUAUACAGUAAAUGCUUUGAGGGAGAAAAUCGUUGGUGUAAAUGCCCAACUAUAUCGUUUGACUGCCCAGAACUCAAAAGAACUUGAAGAUUUGAAGGUGGAGUACGAGAAAUUGGAGCGAGAGAACAAACUUUUAUGGAAAGGUAGCAUGUAGAUUAAAAGAUAUCAACUAUUUUACACCGUUUGCAGCAAUACUUGUGAAAUACAUUUUUGAAAACAAGAAUCAGUACCAAUAAGCCGCAUAAUUAUAAGUUUAUAAAAAAAGGAAUCAACAUAAGUAUUGAUUAUGAUUAAUUGUAGACCUUUUAAAUGUUUAUGGUACUUUUGAAUAAAAAAUAAACAAAUUAUCAAACAACAGUGUUCACUGUACAACUUUCUUGCUGCAUUAAUUUGCAUUGCCUAGAAAAUAAAAUUUUUCAUUAUACAUAGCAAAAAAAAAACAUGGAUAAUUUUUAAUUCUCAAAUAUUUUAAGAAAAUCAUUUUAAUGCAAUUCAAAUGGAACCAAAAGCAGAAACCACUUUUAAAAAUAAAAUUUAUACAAAGUCACACAAUCUGCAAGCAGCUUUAAUUACGUAUAAUCCAUUAAUUUCAAGAAAGUAUUUCAAAAAAAAUCGUUUUCCACCACAAAGCAUUACGAUUGCUAUGAAUUCCGAUUUGCAAAUAUUUUUUGAAAUUCUUGACAUUGUUUCAGGUGUCUUAUUUAAUGAACGACACUCGUAAUCAACAACAUUUUAGACCUUGCCUUGGGCUUGCCUUUUAAAUCAAUAGGACCUUUUGAUACGAUUUUCUUUUGCCUUCGGCUGAAGGAUUCCUUAAAGAAGGCGACACUGGUAUUUUUUGCUAUGACUGUUAUAGUUGUUGUUAUUUCUGGCUGCGAUUAUUUUGAAAUGUCUCAUUUGCGAGCAGGGCUUGAGGUUCAUCGCAUUCGCCGGCGACCAAAAGGAAAGGUCAAAUGGCACGUGGCAAUGGCAUUUCUCUUUUUUUUCCCCCCUUUUAUUUUGCCUUUUAUUCCGUUGUUAGCUGAAGUUCACACUGCUCACGUGGCAUUGGCGAUUUCUAGAGCGUAAUAUCAGUGCAGAAUCAGCUUUUGUUUCAUGCAAUUAUGUAAAAAUGUCAAACUCAUCUCGCUACCGUGUACUAUCUGUUUCGCUUAACAGAAAUUACGCAUACGCCGCAUUGCACUGCACAUUUUUGUCUUUAUUAUAAACAAAUAGUUUGCAUUGCACACUGGCCUCAAGUUCAAAGUCUCUCACAGUUGUGUUAAUAUAAAUGUGAUUAUUUUUUAUUUUUGCA
Drosophila elegans is the source of this 2522-nucleotide messenger RNA. RefSeq lists its product as uncharacterized. The transcript has a single exon. NCBI's taxonomy places the organism in Eukaryota, Metazoa, Arthropoda, Insecta, Diptera, Drosophilidae. The record is from RefSeq and is a predicted model, not a curated record. The coding region runs from base 747 to 1382 and encodes 211 amino acids.